Molecule: messenger RNA, 1296 nt
Organism: Protomyces lactucae-debilis
Lineage: Eukaryota; Fungi; Ascomycota; Taphrinomycetes; Taphrinales; Protomycetaceae
Exons: 2
Coding region: 377-1003 (208 amino acids)
Biological process (GO): proteasome regulatory particle assembly
Cellular component (GO): nucleus; cytoplasm
Molecular function (GO): protein binding
Source: RefSeq, a predicted model, not a curated record
GUGAUGACCAGAUAGCUGCAACAGUCACGCUGCUUGUGGAGCAUAAAUUCUUGCGUGCAGGAGCCAUUGCAGGCCACAUUGUGGAUAUUGCCGUACGUCCUGAUCAGCAGGGCAGAGGCUUUGGCCGCAUUCUUGUCGAGGCGUUGACAAAACUUGCUGAACGACAAGGAUGCUACAAGGUGAUUCUAGACUGUGACGAGAAGAACUUCGCAUUCUAUGAAAAGUGCACAUACGAGAGAGCUGGUAUAGAGAUGAAGAAUUACUUUUGAUGAAGAGACGUUUGUGACUGUUGCGCUUUUCCCCAGAUCUGGACCAGGUCGCAGCUCAGUGGCCCUCCUGCGACCCUACAAAUAGAGUAGGAACAAGAGAAGACUGGAUGUCCAGCAUGGCUGCGUCGAAUGAUCUUACAGCUUUGCUUCAAAAACGGACAGAGAUUGAAGCUGAACUAGACAACUGCAGCGCUGUGCUCGACAAGCAUCAUCUGUCCAUGUCUGAUCCACUGAUCGAUUCGCAGGGCUUUCCACGCUCUGAUAUCGAUGUGGCCGCUUGCCGUAUUGCUCGAACGUCCAUCAUCAGGCUACGCAAUGAUCACAAAGCCGUCAUGUCCGCGAUUGAAGCAAGCGUGCAUGCUGGCUUCCAAGUAGAGACUGCUUCCCAGGCAGCACCACCACACGCGCCUCAGCCUGCUUCAGCACGCACAGUCUUUACUGAUCGUCAACCGUUUGCGCUUGUCAAUAGUGUGGCAGAUGCAUCGCCUGCCGCGCUGGCCGGUCUUCAAGCAGGUGACCAAAUUGUCACUUUCGGAAGUACGCAUGCCCAGAACCAUCGCGCGCUCGCGCGCCUUGCUGAAGAGGUCGCUCAUGCAACACAAGAAAACACUUCUAUUGAAGUCACCGUGCUACGCAAACAGGAAGGACGCACGGCGUUUCUCAGACGCGCAGUGAGGCCGAAUACUGCCUGGGGAGGACGUGGCGCACUCGGAGCUCACUUUUUGCCUCUGUGAUGAUGAUGAUGAGUUAUGUACUGAGCCUGAUGCGCUGCUAAAUGGGCUUCGCUGUAGUUCUGACGGCUCUCGAGGCGCGUCAUUUGCCCUUGGUCCGGGUCAUCUGGCCGAGGUCUCCUUUACAGAGCAAAGUAAAUACCCUAGGCUAUCAUCCAAGGGUAUCAAGUGCACGCAGAGUCACGAGCAGAUACGUAGGACUAUCAGUGAAGCUUAUGAAAGUGAUCGCAGAAUCGAACAUGGCCAGCAAGCGAAAACGUUUGUUUGACAAUUUUGGACAGACGUCAAGUUGCUAU